UCCCGUCUCACUCACGCCUCCACCUCCUACCUGCUCCGGUUCGACUCGGCUUGAACCCAUGGCCCCGCCCUUCUCCACGACUUCUCAUUUCCCAUAGCGCAUCCAGCACAUGCGACGACCAUGGCGGGGUUCGCGCCGAUUGUGUGUAUUGUCGACUUUCACCAUGCCAGGGGACCAGAGAUAGAGAAAUGGCUAGGAGUAGAGGAGGGCAGCGAUCCUGCUAUCGAGAACGACUGGUCGCUAUUGCCAUUCAUGGCGUUGAGCGAUGGUGCCCACGCCUCCAGCGAAGACUACUCGUACUUUACUCUCCGCCGCGCUGCUACUGACAGCAAUCCCGCUACAUCCCUCUUCGGUAUAUCGUGUACCCGCCAGUUAGACGCCGCCGAGCUUAUAAACCGCCCGCCCGAAGUGACGCGAAGCACCGUGCAAAAGGCUGUCGUGGUCAUUAGCGACAGUCCGCAACAUUUUGGUGCCGUCAAAGCACAGCUGGGCGUUGUCACAGCCGCUUGGUUUGCACAAAAAGAUUUCACCGAUCUCGACAUCAUGCAAAGAUUCCAAGAAAGUCUAGCGACACUGUUAAAAAAUCAAGAAGGUGAAAUGGACCACUACUUUGGUAUAUCGCUUCGCGAACUCAUUUAUGAGUUCAAGUGGCAAACCCUUGUUCUCUUGAAAUGCGCCCUACUUCAGCCAAAGAUGCUCUUCUUCGGCUCUCAUUGCGAACGUCUAUGUAUGAUGCAAUUUGCCAUCAUUUCUCUGAUACCCGGCCUCAUUCGCCAUCUCCAAGAUUCCGCGGACCCCAAAUUCAACGCAGCAGAAGCAAAGCUUGUCCUGCCUACUUCCCUGAAAACAUCCGAACGGUCUUCUUUGCUCACCUACAUGGGUCUUCCAUUACAGCUCUUCGGGAAGGGGUCUUUGUUCGGACCCUACACGCCCCUUCAACAGCUCGACAUGCUCGCAGAUCAAGACACCAAGUCUUACAUUGUCGGCUCAACGAACUCACUUUUGCUGCAACAGAAAGAUCGCUAUAGCGAUAUACUAAUCAAUCUGGACGAGCACACCGUCACCGUCACUUCUGCAUCUCUGCGCCAAGCCCUUGUUCUUUCCACCCCCGACCGAAGAUGGAUCGAUUUUCUUACCCAGACCGUGCUCGACACAUGGGAUGAAUCUAAUCCUAGCCGACCCAAAGAUCAUGGCUAUGCUGGAAGCGAAGAGUUCAUUCGUAUGCAGUUUGAGGAAUACUUGCUCGCAAUGCUUAGCGCUGUGAAAUACAAAUCCUACCAAGAUAAAAACAAGGACAGAGAGAUUAUCAUCUCGGAUUUUGAAGGAGAUCCCGCCAGCGAAUUUUCCAAUGACUACAUACACGCAUGGAUGACCACCGAAAACUAUCGUAUCUGGAACAAAUUCACCGACUCGCACCUUUUCGAUAUUGCAGAUCCGAAGCAUCCGUGUUCGGGUGGUCUGAGCAUAGAGGAUGUUCAAAGGCGACUAGCGCAGCAGGUAGCAGAAAUGCAUCUUGACGAGCGCUUACAUCACUCACGUGAAGCCAUCGGCAAACAACUUGCAGUUGGCCAAAAGAAGGUAUCAUCUGCAUUCAACAACUUGUGGGCAGAGAUGGAGGCCAUGAGGGAAGCGAACAGGAAAAGGCAAGAAGAGCAACGUCUAGCCAAAGAAAAGGAAGCUAGUCGACCAUCUAGCCCAGCUAGCAACAGACAGAGUGUUGCGUCUGCUGCAAAAUGGAAAACUCAGGCGCCAGAUCUUAGUCAAGCUCAAGCCAAUUUGCAUGCAGCGUCCAAUCGCGCUGGUGCCUAUCUUUCUUCUUGGGGAGCUUGGGCCAGUGAGAAGAAAAAGGGAUGGGGUGCCUCGAAGAGUGCAUCGGGAACGCCUGCCACGUCCCCUCUGCCAUCUCCGUUGCCCGGUGACAUCAAACAGGAUGAACACAGUCAAAAAGAGAAGGAGAUGGUGAGGUCUAGUGCGCCGCCGGGUUCCCUUGAAAAGGUGCCCCUUGAAAUGGAGAAUGACUCAUCUUUGGUGAAGAGGGAGAGUUUAUUCUUUGACGCAGAGAAAGAAGAGAGCGAGAGACUAUCUGGUAACACUACAGAAAAGGGCGAAUGGGAAGAGAUUGAACUGGGGAAAGAGAAGAAGGAGUCGCAUGAAGACACGAAGAAAGAGAAGGGCGAUUGGCAAAAGAUUGAAUUGGGAGACGAUAGCAAAAGGGGUGGAGAGAAACACGAGGAUUUGGAAGGCAUGGAUGAGAAAGCGGAUAGCAAUGGAGCUCGGAAAGAAGAGCAGAUGCGAGAUCCUGAGCAGGAUAAGAGUGGUAGCACGGCCGUAUCUAACACAUAGAAUUGACUUCAAUGAAUUGAUUUGUUAUAUUCGCUUUAUAUGUAGGAGCUGUUGUCUCGUACUGUAGACAAGUAAACAAGAUGUAUGGGACAACACAAGGCUUGUAAUCAAGGCAUCGAGUUGAAACACAAGUCAUUUUACACCUCAGGCAUGAUGUUCUGCUACAAUAGGCCACACGUCAAACGCAAUACAUUC
Molecule: messenger RNA, 2538 nt
Organism: Periconia digitata
Lineage: Eukaryota; Fungi; Ascomycota; Dothideomycetes; Pleosporales; Periconiaceae
Source: the annotation of a GenBank genome assembly